This is a messenger RNA of Rhinopithecus roxellana (golden snub-nosed monkey), 831 nucleotides long. RefSeq names its product transmembrane protein 202 (gene TMEM202). The record is from RefSeq and is a predicted model, not a curated record. NCBI's taxonomy places the organism in Eukaryota, Metazoa, Chordata, Mammalia, Primates, Cercopithecidae. Bases 1 to 831 code for a protein of 276 amino acids. The transcript has 6 exons. Gene Ontology annotation, cellular component: plasma membrane.
AUGGAGCGAAAGGAACAUUUAACCUUGACUUUCCACAGUCCUGAGGUUCCCAAGAUAAAGGGGAACCGGAAAUACCAAAGGCCUACCCUCCCUGCCAAGAAACAUCCAAGUGCCUUGAUGUCAUCCCAAGGGCAGCAGCAGCUUAUGGAUCAGGCACACAUCUACAUCCGAAUACUCUGUGGCAGCCUCUGUAGUUUUAGCCUCCUAAUGCUGAUCGCCAUGUCCCCACUGAACUGGGUACAGUUCCUGGUGAUCAAGAAUGGCCUUGAGCUCUACGCAGGACUCUGGACCUUAUGCAACCAUGAGCUGUGCUGGAACCACACACCCAAGCCACCCUAUUAUCUCCAAUAUUCCAGGGCCUUCUUUCUCAUCUCUGUCUUUACCAUACUCAUUGGCCUUGGCUGGCUCUUCAGCUCUUGGCUCCCUAGUCGAGGAAGCAUGACCACCAACUUGGAUCUGAAGGUAUCCAUGCUCAGCUUCAUCUCAGCUACCUGCUUGCUCCUCUGCCUCAACCUGUUUGUGGCACAGGUUCACUGGCAUACUAGGGAUGCCAUGGAGUCAGAUCUCCUAUGGACCUAUUAUCUUAACUGGUGCAGUGACAUCUUUUACAUGUUUGCUGGCAUCAUCUCUCUUCUCAACUACUUAACUUCCAGAUCUCCUGCCCAUGAUGAAAAUGUCACUGUGAUUCCAACAGAGAGAUCAAGGCUAGGGAUUGGUCCAGUGACUACAGUAUCACCUGCUAAAGAUGAAGAAGAGGCCGGGCGCGAGCCAAGGUCUGAGAUGGAAUCUCUAAGUGUGAGAGAGAAAAAUUUACCAGAGGCAGGACUGUGA